Molecule: messenger RNA, 3197 nt
Organism: Pipra filicauda (Wire-tailed manakin)
Lineage: Eukaryota; Metazoa; Chordata; Aves; Passeriformes; Pipridae
Gene: TMEM26
Product: transmembrane protein 26
Exons: 6
Coding region: 139-1236 (365 amino acids)
Source: RefSeq, a predicted model, not a curated record
CCUUUGUGGAGAUGGAAGAGAAGAGAUCUAUGUGCCUGCGGGGCGCGGGCUUCCCGGUGACUCCCAAGGUAACUUCCCAGGGCUCCUAAAGGCGCCGGGCCCCCGCAGUGCGGGGCGAAGGGAGGGGGCUGCUCCGGGAUGGAGCUGAUGGUGCUGCUCAGUGCCCUGGUGACUCGCCUGCUCUUCGUGCUGCACUCUCUCAUCGGGGUCUGGAGAGUGACUGCCGUGAAGAAAGAACCCAAGUACUGGCUGCUGGCACUGCUCAAUCUUCUCCUGUGCCUGGAGACAGGGCUCACCCUCAAGUUUAAGCAAGGCAGAGGCUACAAAUGGUUUUCACCAGCAAUAUUUUUAUAUUUGAUUUGCACAGUACCAUCACUAUGGCUGCUAGAAAUUCAUCAUGGGACUCAGUACUGUGGUAAUGAGCCUGGGGCAGUUCAGGUGAAUGUCAGCAACCAAGACUUCAAUCAAUCCAGAGACAGCAGUCAUGGAAAUGAGGGAACGGAUCACCACAUCAUUCAGACGGCUAAAGUCUUUGUCAAUCAGCUCUCCACAAUCUGUGAGACUGUAUGGACACUGGCCCUCCACCAGACUUUUCUACUGCUACUAGUAGUUGGGAGAUGGCUUCUCCCCAUUGGAGUCGAAAUCACACGGGAUCAAUUGUCUCAGCUGCUUCUCAUGUUUGUGGGAACAGCAGCAGAUAUACUUGAAUUUGCCAGUGAAACCUUGGACAUUGAGGAUGUUCGGAAGAAUUAUGCUCUCAUAAAUGCAAUUCUUGCUGUAUGGACCUGGAGUAUGCUACAGUUUCCACUUGAUCUUGCAGUACAGCAUAUUGGCUGCAAACCAAGUGCAUCAUCCAGGCGGAUCCCCAGCCUGCUGCUGUGCAGGUACAGCGCGGAACUGUGGAACAUCUGGGUCAGCCUUUUCAUACAGGAUGGGCCCUUCUUCAUUGUGCGUUCAAUCCUCAUGGGCCACUUCAGAAUAUUCAAUCAGAUGCUGGUAUUUUUUACAGCUAAGAAUGUCUUGGUUGUGACUCUACAGUUGUAUCGUUUGGCAGUGAUAAUGUUCGACUUCCGUGCCACCAUCCUGCAGAAGAGCAGGAAAGGAGAGGUCUGUUGCUGCCCAUGUGAGCCUUACGAGGCUCGUGCUCAUGCUGCCAGUCACCACGACAACGAAUUGAAAGAGCUGGUUGCUUUUCCUCCAAAAGAGGAAUCCCAAGCUCCGUCAGAAGAUCACUGAGCAGUCACUGAGUUGAAAGAAGUUGCAUUUCCCACAGCUUCUUCAGAAGGGCUUUGCCUGUUUCUAUGAUCAAACACACCUUGAGUGCCUAAGUCACCUCUUCCACCAUGAGAACAUUAAUUUCUUCUAAAUUGUAGGGGAAAUUUCUCAAGCAAAUUCAUAGGAGUGGGACUUCCUUUUUAAUCCAUUUAUAUGGUGGGUUUUGACUAGUUUCAUAUUAUUAUUAUCCACAGGAUUUUGUAGGCGUAGUUUGUAGUAGAAAGGUUGUACCAAGAAAGGCUGGGUGCACUAACAAAAUUGGUUAUUACCAUUGGUGGCACUGUGCUAACCUAUGUACUUGCAUGUAUUCAGAUAGACAGACAAGCCUAUCCAUAUGGGAAGUACAAAAGCAUUUAGCUCUACUUGAAUGGUUGGGCUCUAACUCCAGUGUGACGAACAAUAUCUUCACUGUGUAUGGGAGCAACUUCAGCAGCAACAACUGUGCAAGUGAAGAGGGAUGACAAAUGUCUGCUGUUACUGUGACAUCUGAACAUUGUUCAUUCCAUAAAUUUAAGAAAACCUUCUUCAGAUGUUACCUCAUCCUUGGCUGGAUUCAGUUAAGAACUAUGCAACACCAUGAAACUGCAUAUGAAAGACACUUACAAUCUGCAUGGUCUGAAUAACCUAAACCUUAAAAGAAAACCAAAAGCAGCCUUAUGGAUCAUUAGGAGACAACUGCAUUUGCUAGAGGCAUUUUCUACAGAGUUGCUUGCCUUUCUAUUUCUACCAGUUAGAACACACGCACAGUUAGAACACACGCACAAAACCUCACCAAAAUAUUUGUAAAUACUUUUUUUCCCUCUUGAUUUCACUGUUCUUACAGGUGAGACAAGUUUUUAAAAUAUCUCCAUUUUAUAUGAUUUUUUUAGAAGUGGCCAGACCCAGGCAUACAGUCUCACUAGAAAGAAGAUGGCACUGCUGCUCAAGUUUGACAAGACAAUCUAAGCAAAAGGAUUCAGGCACCCACUUCACAUUUCAUAAAGCACCACAAGGUCCCCUGAAAUAACUUGAGAGAUUGCCUGGUCUGGUGAGUGUCAAGACCCAUUUUUAAGACAUGGCUACUAACUAUUAAUUUACACUUUUCACAUUUGGAAUGAACUACAUAUGUCCCAAUUUCUCCCAAGUGCACACUUGAGAUCAGUGUAAGGCCAUUGACUUUGCUGGACUUGGUUUAUAGAGGCUAAAAGUAAGAGAAGUGAUUUUUGAAAGUCCACCUAAAAAUUAAAUUCUCACACAGAAUGACAGGUGGUUUUUCAAAUUUCUACAUCCAUUCUGAAAGAGAGCAGAAAAGCAUAUAAAGUGACCUAAUUAAGGUAAUUUCCCUUAUGAAAAAUGCCCAAUUAAACACUGUUUUCUAAAGCCUCAGCCACCUAAAGCCAGAAUCUGUUUUCAGGAAUGAAUAAAAAGUGUUUCUGCCACCACUGCAGCAGUCAUACACUUAUUUAUCUACAGCCUGAGAAGCAAUGACAUUUAUUCUUUAAAGGUGAACCUAUUUAAAAAUUCCAAACCCCAAAGAUGUGAGUAUUUGUUUAUGCUUGUGAGUUUUUCUUACUGUUCUAUGCAGGAUCAGACUCUUCCAUUAGGAAAGAAGAAAAUGCAUAGCCAUAAAGAAGGAAGUCUCAUGUACUUCAUAGCCCUUUCUACCAUUCAUACAAUAGUAAUAAUGUGCAAUACCUCCUCCUCUUCUUAUUUUGGGCCUUUUUCCACCAGAAAUUUAAAAAAGCCUAUCAUUAUUUGCCAUGGUAUUGUGAUGUAGACAUAUGGAGAGUGGAAUGCAACUUCAUUAAGGAUUUUAAUUCAAGUCUAGAGGUAAAAUGUGACAUUUCUGAUGAUGAGCUGUGCUGUCUAAAACCUUUCACACUGGGAUGAAUUUAGAAUCAGUUGGUAGAACCACAACACAGCUCUUCCUUAUGGAUGCAAGC